Helianthus annuus (common sunflower) is the source of this 1145-nucleotide messenger RNA. RefSeq lists its product as uncharacterized. The transcript has 2 exons. The coding region runs from base 2 to 982 and encodes 326 amino acids. Lineage: Eukaryota; Viridiplantae; Streptophyta; Magnoliopsida; Asterales; Asteraceae. The record is from RefSeq and is a predicted model, not a curated record.
GAUGGCUGAACCAUCGAAUCCACACAAUGUGGAGGGUGAAAACCCUGAACAGCCGAUAGUGGCUGAGGAAGAAGACGAGGAUGAUGAUGUGAAUGUUCCCGGUGGUGGGUUACCGGUGUUGAAGUGGACAAAAGGUAGUUUUAAAACCCUGAUGGCCACUGUUCAGAUGGCCAAAGACUGGAAUGCUACUUUCCCACAAGUGGGGGACACCGGUGCCGAUGCUCCGGCCGGUUAUAUAACCUUGUGGGCGGAUUUUUUCACCCACGGUAACCUUAGGUUGCCGGUGACGGUGUUUGUGGCGGAGGUAUUGGAGUAUUAUCACCUCCAUAUCUCCCAGCUUAGUCCUUUCGGAAUGUUCCGAAUUCGGAAUUUUGAGUACACAUUCCGUGCCCAUGGCCUGCCCAUUUCAGUGGAGAAUUUCCGGCGUUUCUACCAGUUGACGGUGAACACCGGUUUUUUCUCGUUCACUCAAAGGCAUGGGAGUCUGAAGUUGAUGACACCCCCUAAGGGUGUGACAGGCUGGAAGAAGAGGUUCUUCUACGUGAAAGCCUGUGCGGUCUAUGCUAACAUGUCUUUCAGGAACGUCGAUGUUGGAGUUUCCGAUGAAGAUAUUCCUGUUGCUUCCGCAAAGACCGCGGACUGGUUCUCUAGGCUGCGGCCUAUUGAACUCAAGAAGUUGGAUAAUGACCAACUAUGGAUAUUGCGGAUGAUGCUCUCUAGACCGGAUAGGAAGGAAAGACCCGUGUUGCGGGAACAGGGUGGUGCGGAUGCGGUUGGCUUGUGGAGGAUGUUUGAGCCUGAUUUCAAGGGCCAGGUUGAACUGAUCGCGGUUGAGCUGAAGAAAGGUUUCAACCUUGAAAUUCUGAAGAACUUCCGCGUACCAUCAAAAGCGGUGCUGGAAGCCCCGGUUCCGGGGGACGCAAGAGGUACGUCUUACGUGGCAUUAGUUUUUUCAGUUUAUCUUUUUGACUGGUUCUGUUGAUUGUGCGAAUCCAGGUGUCCUUGCGGAUUUGGGGAAGUUUGAGAAACGCGUCCCCAAAAAGACUGUGGAGAAGAAAACGGUAAAAAAGACCGUGCGGGGUCGUGGUAAGGGGAGUGUUGAAGGCUCAGCUGCCCCUUCUUCCGUUUUCGAAGCCGCAGGUACC